AUGAAAACUAUGGCUCCGACUUUGCAAGGCGAGUGGAUCAAGGUGGAGGAGAGAGGAGGACAAGGACUUGGAAAAAGAAGCUCACACGACAUAGCUGUGGUCAGAGACAAGCUCUACUCUUUCGGCGGCGAGAACCCGGCAAACGCUUCCCUCGACAAAGACCUCUACGUCUUUGACUUCAACACUCACACUUGGUCAAUCGCUCCUCCCAACGGAGACGCCCCUAACGUCAAAGCCUUAGGCACUCACAUGGUGGCCGUGGGAACUAAGCUCUAUCUAUUCGGAAGGCGCGAGAAAAAAACAGGGGAGAACCCGAGGCUUGUACUUUCCACUCGAUGGCUUCAGAUGAGAACCAAGUGCAUGUAUGAUGUAUUCGGUGCGGUGAACACAUGCGAGAUGAUGGAAACCCGCCAUUGGUUCAAGACGGUCGUAACAUUUCUGAUGGGAAAUGGGCUCAGUUACCCUGGAGAAAAGUUCCAGAUAAGAGCAGGAGCCGGAUUUGCUGUGGUACAAGGAAAGAUUUGGGUGGUUUACGGGUUUGCGUCUUCUCCUUAUGAUCUAAGUGGGAGAAAUGACUAUGAGUCUGAUGCUAAAUGGACCGAAGUGGAGACUAGAGGAGAUAAACCUUCUGCGAGGAGCGUGUUUGUGCAUGUGGUAGUUGGAAUAUAUAUACUAAUAUUUGGAGGUGAGGUCAAGCCGGACCCAAAUGGACAUAACAGUCCGGGGACAUUAACCAAUCAGGGUUUUGCGUUGGACACUGAGACAUUGGUGUGGAAGAACUUUGGAGGAGGAGAUGGACAGGAGAAACGCGGUUGGACCGCCUACACGACUGCCACAGUCUAUGGAAAGAAAAUCAUUCUUAUGAGGAAAACUGAGCUAGCGGAAGGAGUGGACGAGAAUAGGGCUGAGCUGGAUUAA
This is a messenger RNA of Thlaspi arvense, 918 nucleotides long. Lineage: Eukaryota; Viridiplantae; Streptophyta; Magnoliopsida; Brassicales; Brassicaceae. The record is from the annotation of a GenBank genome assembly.